AAAUCCCCGCGGGCGCGGAGCCCGCCCGGCGCCGCCAUGAGCCAGCGGCAGGUCCUGCAAGUGUUCGAGCAGUACCAGCGCGCCCGAUCGCAGUUCGCGCAGGCCGUGGCCGACCUCGCCGCCCGCCCGCAGAGCAUCGACACGCUCCGAAGUGCAGGUGUAGUGUGUUUGCUGAGACCUCUUCUGCUGGAUGUCGUCCCAAGUAUUCGACAGACCACUGCCUUGGCUCUUGGGAGACUUGCUGAUUGUGAUGUGGAGCUGGCAGAGGCAGUUGUGAAGGCAGGCAUUCUUCCACAGCUCAUAUGUUCAUUGCCUGAGGAGAAUCGUUACUACAAGAAAGCAGCUGCAUUUGUGCUAAGAGCAAUUGCUAAACAUUCUCCACAACUAGCUCAGGCAGUAGUUCAAUGUGGAGCACUGGAAAUGCUGGUGAUUUGCUUGGAAGAUUUUGAUCCUGGAGUCAAAGAAGGUGCAUGUUGGGCACUUGAGUAUAUUGCCCGACACAAUCCAGAACUGUCACAAGCUGUGGUGGAUGCAGGCGCUGUUCCUCUUUUAGUGCUCUGUAUCCAGGAGCCCGAAAUUGCUUUGAAAAGGAUUGCUGCUUCAACUCUCAGUGAUAUUUCAAAGCAUUCUCCAGAGUUAGCACAGACAGUAGUGGAUGCAAGAGCUAUCGCUUACUUAGCUCAGAUGAUCCCGAACCCUGAUGCUAAACUGAAGCGUCAGGUGCUGUCAGCUCUAAGCCAAAUAGCAAAGCAUUCAGUGGAUCUUGCAGAGUUGGUGGUUGAAGCAGAAAUUUUCCCAGUUGUGCUCAUAUGCCUGAAGGACUCAGAUGAAUAUGUCAAGAAAAAUGGUGCAACUUUAAUUAGAGAGAUAGCAAAGCAUACGCCUGAGCUUUCACAGCUUGUAGUAAAUUCAGGCGGGGUUGCUGCUGUGGUUGAUUGUAUUGGCAGCUGCAGAGGGACUGUCAGACUGCCUGGCAUCAUGACACUUGGUUAUGUGGCGGCUCAUUCGGAGGACCUGUCAAUGGCAGUGAUUGUCUCCAAGGGAAUACCACCACUGGGUGCCUGCUUGAUAGAAGAACAUGAAGAUCAUAUUAAGGCAGCAGCUGCUUGGGCCUUGGGACAGAUUGGAAGACAUACUGCUGAGCAUGCACGUCAUGUUGCAGUAGCAAACGUGCUGCCCACACUGCUCGAUAUCUUUGUGGACACACGCAGCUCAGAAGAUCUUAAGGCGAAAACUAAGAAAGCUUUAAAGAGCAUUCUUCAGAAAUGCACGUAUCUUCCAGCACUUGAACCCCUGCUUCAUGAGGCCCCUCCUGGUAUUCUAAAGCAUAUUAUUGGACAGUUUAGUAAGGUGUUACCACACGACAGUAAAGCACGUCGUCUUUUUGUAACAACUGGUGGACUUAAAAAGGUUCAAGAAAUAAAAGCAGAACCUGGGUCACUUCUUCAGGAAUAUAUCAACACUAUUAACAGUUGCUAUCCAGAGGAAAUAGUAAGGUAUUAUACCCCUGGAUAUUCUGAGAUACUUCUGGAAAGGGUGGAAAAUUACCAACCAGUUUUAUAAACUUCAGUGUUUUAUUAGAGCUGCAUUUCACAUUUAUGCCUUUAUGACUGUAAUACAAAUACAGCUGUUGAAAGCUUUGCUUGAUUCUCAAAUCUCCUUCCACUGUUUGAACUACUGAAAAAACUCAGCAAUUAUAGCAAACUAUAUUUUGUUCUUUUAAAACUUGUUGCUAAGUUUUUGUUCCUUUUUGCUUUUCUUUAACAUUUCUACCAGAUAUUGCCACAUAUAUGAAUGGAAUUUCAUGCAGGGGUGAUGAUUUAUCACAGAAGCUUUUUUAGAAUCAGUCAUUUCCUUUUCCUUCCACAAGAAAGGUUUGUUAUCUCAUUCAAAUUUUAGCCUUCUCGGUACUGUUACCAUUUUCCCCUUUUGCCUUUGCAUAUUGUUUAAAGCUUCCCAAGCUUGAUGAGGGGAAAAAAGCUGGCCCCUGUGCUUUUUCCAAUAAUGGAAUUCUUUCUGCACUGAGAUAUCUCCUACUGCUACCUUUGAGGAAGUAAAGUGUUGUGAUUUUGCAUGUCCAAACAUGUUAGUAGCAGCUAAACAAAGAAAUAAUCAGAUCUGAAGAUGAUACAAGGGCUGAAUUCUAUAUGAUAUGAUAGUGUGGUGAUCCUGGCUUGGUAGAAUGAUACAUCUUUUGCAAAAGUCCUCCUAAUUAAAGCAGGAUUCGCUGUGGAGGAAAGGAGCACUACAUUGUUUGGCCCAUGCAAUGUUCCUCUUGAGAAGGACAGAGUGAACUCAGAACUUCCAUUGAUGCAAAGGGAAGGACCCUGGGAGCUUUGGUUCUGCAGGGGUCAGCAGCACAUUUGUGCUCCUCACAAGAGAGGAGAUUUGCUUGGCUGCAGGAACACUGUUGGAAAAGCUCUGAGCACAUUCAGAGGCAAUCUGAGGACACUUAGCUUGCACUCAUUGGACUGAUGGGACUAAGGUGGCUUAGGAUUUAUCCUUCAAGAGCUGAAAUACCUGAAGAGUUGAGUUAAAACACAUUUGGAACUUAAGUCUUGAAGCUGCAGAUCACAGUGAUGUAGAGGUAUGAGCUCUUUCCCACCUGUAGAACAUCCUGAAACAAUUUUUACCUUCUGUUGGAGAGUGAAAAGACUUGCAUUCUGCUUCCUCCUCUGGUGUAUCACACAGCAAACAACCCUCUAGUCUUCCCUAAUAUGUAACCGUCCUUUACCAUUUUUUGUUCUAACCAUUUUUCUUUUUCUCAUUUGCAGCAGUUUGGAGGGUGUGGUUGUGGGAUUUGUUUGUUCAUUUUUGGUGGGUUUUUUUUGCAUUUUUCCUAAAGACUACUAAAUAGAGUUUCUGGAAUGGGAUAUCGAUAUACUGGCAGCAUUUGAAAACCUCCACUGGAGAGUAGCUUACCUACUUUUUUAAACAUAUAACUGAAUGGGUUUAUUAAAGAAGGAUAGUCUCAUCUAUUACUUGUAAAGCAGGAGCAAAGACUGAUUGCAGUUGGAAAUCAUUUAGAGUGACUUUUCUUUGUGAAAUUCCAAAUGAUUAUUUUUUCAAAAUUCUUGUCAGCAUAUUUUUCAAUAGUUCACAGAAACAUUGGUGGGCUAUCCCGUGUUAAAAUUUAUUUCUACAGAGGGCUGUGCUCCUGCUGUGAAGUACUUGGUGCUCUCAGGCUCUGCUUUUCAGGAGGAACAGGGGAUGCACAGCACCUUACUGUAUGGAGACUGAGACGGAAAAUGUCGGUGUCAUAAAUGUUCAUGUAGAUUCCACACCAGAUGGGUUCUUUCCUUAGCCCACAGCUAAGUGAGAAGCCUUGGAACUGACCAGCUUCUACCAAAUACCUUUUGGGUUUUAGUGUUUAUGUUCUGACAUUAAUGCUGGGAUACUCUGGCACUAUUAUUGCUAGUGGAAAAACUUUGAGACUCUUAACGAUAUUGUUGUUAAGAGUAAUACUCAAUAAUUGUCUCAUGCAUUAUGGAUAUUUAAAAAUCAAAUCUUGUACAAUCUCUGAAACAAAAUGCAGUGGAAGGGCUUCAAGGCAGUCUUGAAGGGUCUGAAGCCUCUCUUUUCCCUAAGAGAGCAGAAGUGGUGCAGAGGGCUGCGUGCAGAUGGGAGGCAGCAGGGGCGUGGAGCUGUGUGUCCCCAUAGCUGCCUCGUGUGCUCAGGAGCACCCCCACCCCACACAAUGCUAAUGUAUAUGUGUUGUGCAGAGAGAGCAAAGAGGCUUCAGUCCCCUGACAAAUGUGCUCCUGCUGUGUCACACUGUGCUACACUGUAAGGAUUCCACAGGGUUAAAUUUCAAUGCCUAAACAAUUUGUUCACAGUCUUUUCACAGUCUUUUUCUGAUUCCUGACAAAGGAAAUGAUUGCACAAGGCAAACCUUCAAAGUGAUCUGAUUGUGUAGAGCACAAUCUAAAUCAGACCUAGCAGAAAUACAUCUUUACAUCUGCUGGGCAGCUCUAGCCUAGGCCAGCGGCUGUUUGGCCUCUUGCUGCAAGAUUCCUGGACAAAUUCCUGGCAAAGUCCUCUCCCAUGUAGUUUGAGAGCCGCACAGUUGUUCUUUGCUGGCAGGCUGCUUCUCUUGCACAAACACCUUGUGGCUGCAGGCUUCCCUGGUGGUACAUGUCUACACAAGACAGAUAUAGCCCUUUACAGCAGAAUUGUCACUAAUUUGUAUUUUACUAAUGUAACUAUGGCAAGAGUUGCUUUUUUCCUGUAGUGUUUCUAUUCCGUCCUCUCAUUUGGUUUAAGUCAUCAUCUAAAACUAUAUUAAUGUUUGUAAUAGCUACUCUGGCAGGCUUCAAGUGCAUAUCAUUUGUCUCAAUUUCAUAUAAUAAAAUGUAGAUUUGCAUUUUAAUUCAUUCAAAUACUGUUUUCAUGUGAGUGGGUGACUGUGGUGCUAGAGAAGAUGAACAACAGGCUCAUUUUGCAGCUUGGCCCUUGCACUGCCUUUGGAUGUUUGUCUCAGCUUACCACUCAGUGGUGCCUACUUCGGAGCUUAGGACAUACAGGCAUUUCAAGUAAGAGUCCCUCUCACAGAGAUGGCUUAUUAAGACACACAAAGAAAAUUAAGCCAGUGCUUUGGCAGAAAUAAAUGUAAGCCCUUAAAUCAUUUUGCCUGUUCCUUUGACUGCAGCAUUGGGACUUUUCAACUCAAGUCUCUAAAGAUCUUCUCUGGGGGCCUGAGCCAUGAUUUUUGUCUGCAUUACUACAGUUAUUAUUACAUCUACAGAUGUAAACCAGGACCUUGACAGAACUUGUAGAUGUGUAGAACUUUUACCAUAUUUCAUUCAGCGGAUGGAUUAACUGGCCUACAAAAGCUCCUUUCUUUAUCUGAAUGACUGGAAACCUAGAGGAUCUGAAAAGGGGAAAUUCAAGGAGUUCAGCUCUUGUGCAUAUAAUAUGCUCUGCAUGUCCAGAGGGAUUUACCAAGGGAUUGCUUUGUCUCAUCUGAAGUGAUCAAGCUGCUGGAGAUCUGCAUCUUAACAAACAAAUGAACAAAAUGUUGAAGGAGUUGAAUGGAACUGGUGGAGGAAAUGAAUCUCAUUUUGUGAAGUAAAGCUUAAAGUUACUGUAAUUAGGAAGUGGAUGGAGUGUGAGUAGAUCUUCAAGUGUUCUUGAUUUGGUCUAAGGGGUUGUGAAUUAGCCUGGCUGAAGGGGAGUUUUAAGCAUGGAAAAUGCUAUGGGAUGCUUUCAACUUUGUUAUAAGUUGGAGUCCUCUGAUUUCUGGGUAUGUAAGGUUUGCAGACAAUCGUCUCACUAUGUUAGGAAUCUGUGAAACAUGCUUGCCUCCAUUUCUUCCUUAAUGGCUGCUUGGUUUCCAGUAUCUUGGUUGUUGGAAUUUUAGAUCUCCCUUUGUGACCAAGGGGGAAGGAAAUGUGGAGUAGGACUGGGUUGCAAAGCCAGUGGUUCCACUUCUCACACUGACAUAGGAUUGCUUUUAUGGUCUUGGAUAAUUAUUACAAAUCCCUAUGAUUCAUCAUCUUCAUCUGUGAACUAUCUGUUCUACUCCUUUGUUAACUUACAGAAGUGCUGGGAAAAUUAAAUUCAUAUGAGAGAUUGAUGCAGCAGAACUUAAGUUCUUUAUAACUAAUACCAUACUCAGAAAGAAAUAUUGUUCAAGAAUCUACAAAAAUUUACCUAGGAAAUCUUGGAGAUGCUGAUUUUUAGAAUCGUAGUUGAAUUAAGAGUCAGUGGAUUUUGUGAGUUUCCUCAUCUGACACAAUUUAAAGGGAUCAGAGAAAAAGAGGAAAUUAUUAUAUCUUGUGACUAUACAAAAACUAUUGAAGUUAUUUUUGUAUAAUACUUAACUGAUAAUAUUGAUGCUACUGUGCUUUAUUCUGCAGCCAGCUCUGUAAUUUAGCUAGUGAAAAUACUAAUUACAUUAUUACCGCUGCACUGUAUUUCUAGAUACGGCACAAAAGACUGAGUUAGAAAAUAUGUAUAAGCAAUACUACCGCAUAUUUUGAUGAUGAGAAUGCCUUUUAAACCAGGAAAUAAUUUUGUGCUGCCUUUCACAAGAAGUUACUCCUGCUUGGGUUAAACGCGUUUCACGGCUGUGUCCCUCCCGCCCCGAGUUCAGACCACGAGGCUCUGAGUGCUCAGCGAGGUGCUGAGGGACCGGGAGCUGCUGUCCAUAGCACAAACCGGUUGUGUUCACUCUCAUGAAUCAGCAAGCCGUGGAGAGGAACAAUGCAAGGCUACUAAUGUCAUCUGUUUAGCAUAUUUCCACUGAGAUUUUGAAGGCUUGCUUUUUCUUCGUAAGUAUAUGCUUGUUCCGACUUCUAAAUUGAGCUAAAUUAUAGGUACCCAGAUUAACA
This is a messenger RNA of Hirundo rustica (Barn swallow), 6332 nucleotides long. RefSeq names its product sperm associated antigen 6 (gene SPAG6). Gene Ontology annotation, molecular function: microtubule binding. Gene Ontology annotation, cellular component: axoneme; microtubule cytoskeleton; acrosomal vesicle. Lineage: Eukaryota; Metazoa; Chordata; Aves; Passeriformes; Hirundinidae. Gene Ontology annotation, biological process: epithelial cilium movement involved in extracellular fluid movement; filopodium assembly; sperm axoneme assembly. The transcript is spliced from 11 exons. The record is from RefSeq and is a predicted model, not a curated record. The coding region runs from base 37 to 1563 and encodes 508 amino acids.